Molecule: messenger RNA, 1567 nt
Organism: Photinus pyralis (common eastern firefly)
Lineage: Eukaryota; Metazoa; Arthropoda; Insecta; Coleoptera; Lampyridae
Exons: 7
Coding region: 265-1536 (423 amino acids)
Source: RefSeq, a predicted model, not a curated record
UGUUUUGUAGAUGAGGGAAUUACAGACGAAAGCUUUCCUUUGCUAGACGAAGAAACCAUAAGGGUUCUUUUUCCGAAAAGCGGCCCACGACUGAUCUUUAAAAAAUUUUAUACGCAAGAAGUAUUAGGUUCAUGCUCUACUCCAUCGUCACUGAGCCAAACAGAAACUAUCUCCGUUUUUUCUAACAGCUCAAAUGAUGUGAUUGAGUUUGAUCCAGAUCCUGAACUGUGUUCAUUUCUUAACAUUGGAAAUUCAUCUCAAAAUAUGAAUCUCGACGUGGGCCUACCACCGAGCCUUCCACCUUCAAGAGAAAUGCAUAGUAUUAUUUCAGAAAAUAGCAAUCCUAUUCCAAAAAAAAAAGUGAAACAAGGAAGCUUGUUUUCAGAUGGAUUAGAGAAUUUGUUAAUGCAACAUACAGAUGGUCAGUUGGCAUUAAAAAAUAGGAAAAAACUGAGCAAUGAUUGUAGACAGAAAAUAUGCAAACUCAUCGUUAGCUAUUUAUUAUCAAAUAGGACUGAUAUAAAGGCAGACACUUUCACAAGAGCUGCUGAAGAAAUAGUGGAGCUGUUCCCUACUGAAAAAAAAGAGACUUAUUUUAUUCCAUAUUCAUCUGGGAAGGAAGGUUUACGGAAGCAAUCGGCCAGAGGAAAACUGUGGUCUCGGUAUAUCUAUGUUAAAGCUAGUUUCCGAGUGGCAAAUACUAGUAAAGCUGUUGAUGAUCACAAUAUUAAUGUGGAGGAUAACAAACUCCCAGAAACAGAUGAGAAAUUAGAGUUUUUAAAAGUAUCGAUAGAACCAUAUACUAAAGUCCUUCAAUACUGGGAAUCGACGUUCCACACACGAACUAGAAUCUAUGCCAAUAAAACUCUACAAGAAAUAUUUGAUGAUUUUCCAGCAUUAAGUUUGCAGACUGGACUUGAUUUGUUGGAGUCUGAUUUUAAUCAAGCAAAUGAAGACAAAAUAGAUAUUAUAUAUCAGGAAUGGCCCAAAGUUGCACGGGCUAUUUUAAAGGAGGCACUUGAUAGAAAAAUUAAACUGGUCAACUUAGAUGAUUUCGAUAAUAACACUAAAGCUUUGCUAGUACUUCCUCUUCUGUUUUCUGUGGUUACAUUAAGGAAAGGUACCAAACAAAAUACAAAUUGUUGGAGGCCAACUAGGUCAGAAACACAAGAGAGCUUUUUUAUUAAUGUGAACGCAUUUAGUGAUAUAGAUCAACUAAUUGAAACUAGAGAAAAAAAAUUACUGGCAUAUGGAUUUCCAAUGCAACCAUUUGGAGCGGUAGUUGGAAUAGAAGAAAAACAAUUCUGUAUUGUCCUGUAUGGUAAAAAAUUUGUUGUCAAUUCAUCUAUAAGAGUCCUAGAAUUAUUAUACAAAGUUAUACACGCACUAAAUCUAGAGUAUCCCAUAGAAUGCAAACACAUCUGGUUAUUCAUCCAAGAAAUUGUGUUUAAAACUGUCACUACUAGUAAGCACAGUAGUACUGCUUGUGUUAUUGCCGACAUAUCGAAUCAAAUAGAACAAGAAGCAAAACAAUAAAAUUUUCUACUAUGCCUACUUGUGGAGUAUG